Messenger RNA from Caenorhabditis remanei, 849 nucleotides. RefSeq lists its product as uncharacterized. NCBI's taxonomy places the organism in Eukaryota, Metazoa, Nematoda, Chromadorea, Rhabditida, Rhabditidae. The record is from RefSeq and is a predicted model, not a curated record. The transcript has 6 exons. Gene Ontology annotation, cellular component: lipid droplet. Bases 1 to 849 code for a protein of 282 amino acids. Gene Ontology annotation, molecular function: oxidoreductase activity, acting on the CH-OH group of donors, NAD or NADP as acceptor.
AUGGAAAUGUUUGAUCUCAUUCAAGAGAUAUUCUUCUUGUUUCUAAAUGUUAUUCGAUUCAAUUUGAUCUCUCUAUCCAAAUACCUUCUUCCCUACUCACUACUUCCUAAAAAAGAUCUUCAUAAGAAGCGAGUGUUGAUUACUGGAGCUGGAAGUGGUCUCGGGAAACUGUUGACCCAGAAAUUUGCGGAUAGAGGAGCGAUUCUGAUUCUUUGGGAUGUGAAUUUGAGAUCAGUCGAUGAGUUGAAAGAUCAGAUAAGAGGAAAUGGUGGAGAGGCUCACUCCUACGAAGUCAAUCUCUGUGACCCAAGACGAAUCUCCGAGGUUGCACAAAUGGUGUUGAGAGAUAUUGGAAAAGUUGACAUUCUAGUCAAUAACGCAGGUGUUGCUACAGCAAAACUGAUUCUGGACACUACAGAACAAGACAUCAACACUUCGUUUGGUGUCAAUGUGAAAGCUCACUUUUAUACAGUCCAACAAUUCCUUCCAUCAAUGUUGAACGAAGACGAUGGACAUAUUGUGACAAUUGCAUCGGCAGCUGGAAAAAUGGGAUCUGCUGGAUUGGCUGACUACACAUCGACAAAACAUGCAGUUGUUGGCUUCCAUGACUCCCUAGUUGCAGAAAUUAUGUCGAGUGGAAAAGAAGGAAUCAAGACCACACUGGUCUGCCCUUACUACACCCACACAUCCAUGUUCGACGCCACUGAUGCUUCAACUCGAUUCCCCUCAUUGUUCCCAAUUCUCGAUACAGAAUAUGUCGUGCAAAAAAUCUUCGAAGCUAUUGAAACCGAGCAAGAGUACCUGGUGACUCCAAGUAUUUUCUAUUGGGUGUUGCCUGGGACACAGUAA